CUCUUCCGUGGGCUCCGCUGAGGUGGAGACCAUAAAAAAUGGCUCUGCCUGGUAAACUGCAGUUUCAGCUGCGUACCCCUCCCCUCGUCCUCCUGACGUCGCCGCUGACAAGGGCACAAUCCACUCCAACUCCCGAAACCCACGAUUUUGCACUGGGCCGUGCGGUGGACGGGAGUAUACAGUCCAUUACAAAGAACAUUCCACAGGAUUCUCGAAGGGCCCAAGUUUUCUUUUUUUUUUGUGGGUAGGAGCGACCACCGCCCCAGCACCGAGGGGGUUUGGGGUGCUCCAUUAGUUGGGGCUGGAGACUUUUAGGGAUAAAAAUACGAGGGGACUUGAAUGGUCGCCGUGCGGAGCGAUGGCCACUGCCACUGGUGCUCGUCCUUGAUUGCGUUUUCAGUGUCCAGCAGUCCUGAGACGACGCCAGGAAGCCUGGGAGACCAUUCCCAAACUUCUGGGAUCUGCUCGCAGUUUCGCUUUCGGAAUUUUCGGGAUCUGUGGGUUUCUAGAGUUGGGUGGCAUUCCGGGAAGGCAAGGCGACGUUCGCUGCCCCGUCGUGAGGUCCUCGGAUUUCUCGCCCAUCCCUGCGCCCCCUUGCUUCGCCUGCCUGUAUCUCGCCGCGCAGGGUGAGGGUUUGGACUCCCCAGCCCGCGCGCCGCCCACUGCGCCGCAUUCGGAGGGCUUCAGCCGCGCAGCCGCGGCCGAUCCGGAGCCGAGUGGUGGGAAACCGUUUUCGACGAGGGCCCGCAUCGCUUGGAUCCGGAACCAUCACCGCAGCCCACCACUCUCCCCCACCCUUCUCCCCUUGCACGAUAGCCAGGGGACUUGGGGGGACCGAUUGGCGUGUCUACACGGAGUGAAUGGAUCCAGGUUCCACCAGGUCGGAGGAAAAGAGUAAACAGGCUCAGAAAUUCGGCCUCAUUUCCUGGGGAGGCGGUUGGGGAUAAUUCUCACUGCAGAAUGAACUAAGGGAAGAGGACACUUACUCACCAGGAAUGGAGAGCAGUUUGCCAGUUCCCAGCAUGCAGGACCCUUCAUCUUCCCCCCCGGAAAAGCACGUUGGCUCAGCUAAUGGCAGCGGAGAUCUUGAUUCAGAAGAAGGUUCAAGCUUGGAAGAAAUCGGCUUUAACUGGGGAGAGUAUCUGGAAGAGACAGGUGCUAGGGCGGCUCCUCACACAUCCUUCAAGCAUGUUGAAAUCAGCAUUCAGAGCAACUUCCAGCCGGGAAUGAAAUUGGAGGUGGCUAAUAAGAGCAAUCCAGACACCUACUGGGUGGCCACGAUCAUCACCACCUGCGGGCAGCUGCUGCUUCUGCGCUACUGCGGUUAUGGGGAGGACCGCAGGGCUGACUUCUGGUGCGAUGUGGUCAUAGCAGAUCUGCACCCCGUAGGGUGGUGCACCCAGAACAACAAGGUGUUGAUGCCCCCAGAUGCAAUCAAAGAGAAGUAUGCAGACUGGACCGAAUUCCUCAUACAUGAUUUGACUGGUUCGCGGACAGCACCUGCCAACCUGCUGGAAGGUCCUCUGCGAGGGAAAGGCCCUAUAGACCUCAUUACAGUUGAUUCCUUAAUAGAACUUCAGGAUUCUCAGAACCCUUUUCAGUACUGGAUAGUUAGUGUGAUUGAAAAUGUUGGAGGAAGAUUACGCCUUCGCUAUGUGGGAUUGGAGGACACUGAAUCCUAUGACCAGUGGUUGUUUUACUUGGAUUACAGACUUCGACCAGUUGGUUGGUGUCAAGAGAAUAAAUACAGAAUGGACCCACCUUCAGAAAUCUAUCCUUUGAAGAUGACCUCUGAGUGGAAAUGUGCUCUGGAAAAAUCCCUUAUUGUUGCUGCAGAGUUUCCUCUUCCAAUGGAAGUAUUCAAGGAUCAUGCAGACUUGCGAAGCCAUUUCUUCACAGUUGGGAUGAAGCUAGAGACAGUGAAUAUGAGUGAGCCCUUUCAUAUCUGUCCUGCAUCAGUGACUAAGGUUUUUAACAAUCAUUUUUUUCAAGUGACUAUUGAUGACCUAAGACCAGAACCUAGUAAACUCUCAAUGAUGUGCCAUGCGGAUUCUUUGGGGAUUUUACCAGUACAAUGGUGCCUUAAAAAUGGAGUCAACCUCACUCCUCCCAAAGGUUACUCCGGCCAGGAUUUUGACUGGGCGGAUUAUCAUAAGCAGCACGGGGCGGAAGAAGCACCUCCCUUCUGCUUUAGAAACACAUCCUUCAGUCGGGGUUUCACAAAGAACAUGAAACUGGAAGCCGUGAACCCCCGGAAUCCAGGAGAACUCUGUGUGGCCUCUGUGGUCAGCGUGAAGGGGCGGUUGAUGUGGCUUCAUCUGGAAGGUCUGCAGACUCCGGUGCCAGAGGUCAUUGUGGAUGUGGAAUCCAUGGAUAUCUUCCCAGUGGGCUGGUGUGAAGCUAAUUCUUACCCUUUGACGACACCACACAAAACAGUCUCCCAAAAGAAGAGAAAGAUUGCAGUUGUGCAGCCAGAAAAACAAUCGCCAUCCACAGUGCCUGUUGAGAAAAUACCUCAUGACCUUUGCUUAUUCCCUCACCUGGACUCCACAGGAACCGUCAAUGGGAAGUACUGCUGCCCGCAGCUGUUCAUCAACCACCGGUGUUUCUCAGGCCCCUACCUGAACAAAGGCAGGAUCGCGGAGCUACCUCAGUCGGUGGGGCCCGGCAAAUGUGUGCUGGUUCUUAAAGAGGUUCUUAGCAUGAUAAUCAACGCAGCCUACAAGCCUGGAAGGGUGUUAAGGGAAUUGCAACUGGUGGAAGAUCCACACUGGAAUUUCCAGGAGGAGACGCUGAAAGCAAAGUACAGAGGUAAAACGUACAGGGCUGUGGUUAAGAUCGUGCGAACAUCUGACCAAGUAGCAAAUUUCUGCCGACGAGUUUGUGCCAAGCUAGAAUGCUGUCCAAAUCUGUUUAGUCCUGUGCUGAUUUCUGGAAACUGCCCAGAGAACUGUUCCAUUCAUACCAAAACCAAAUACACCUACUAUUAUGGAAAGAGAAAGAAGAUCAUUAAGCCCCCAAUUGGGGAAAGCAGCAUUGAGAGUGGACACCCAAAACCAGCCCGAAGAAGGAAACGACGAAAAUCCAUUUUUGUGCAGAAGAAGCGGAGAUCUUCGGCUGUGGACCUAACUGCAGGCUCUGGGGAGGAAAGCGAAGAGGAGGACGCAGACCAGCUGGACGAAGAUACUGCAAGUGAGGAGACCGGCUCUGAGCUCCGAGAUGACCAGACUGACACCUCGUCGGCCGAGGUCCCCUCGGCACGGCCACGGAGGGCAGUCACCCUGCGCAGUGGCCCAGAACCCACGCGGCGGCCAGUGGAGAGGGCACGCAGGGGCCGCAUGGUGCAGACCACCCCUGCAGAGGAGGAGGACAAGGGUCCUGUGGCCAAGACUGAGGGCCCUGAGGAAACCAAACAAGAGGAGGAGGGGAGGCUCGUCCUGGAGAGCAACCCGCUGGAGUGGACAGUCACCGACGUGGUGAGGUUCAUUAAGCUGACCGACUGUGCCCCCUUGGCCAAGAUCUUUCAGGAACAGGACAUUGACGGCCAAGCGCUCCUCCUGCUGACUCUCCCCACAGUGCAGGAGUGCAUGGAGCUGAAGCUGGGACCCGCCAUCAAAUUAUGCCAUCAGAUCGAGAGAGUGAAAGUGGCUUUCUACGCCCAGUAUGCCAACUGACUCCACCCCUGGGGACCUGGCCUGUGAUCUUUUGUGAUGCUUUGUGAAGGUUUUCAGGACUGAGAAUUUGAUUUUUUCCAGGAUAUAUAAAGUGGUACAUUCACUAAGUAUUACCAAGAAGCCAGAGCCCAGCACCUCCCUCAUCCACCAGCCUAUUUGAUGUUUCCGUGUUUUGAAAGCACACUGAUGUCCUACAGGAGCAACUUCUACAGAGCAUAAUUACAGUUCUGCAUCAGACCCUGCCAGGAUAUGGAAGAACUGCUCUGGAUAUCCACGUUUGGCCUUUCUCCCACCCCAAACCAGGCAGCUUCCUGAGAACAAGUUUUUCUAACCCAAGGCCCACGUUCUUUGAAAGCUGGGCUGAGUACAUAUGUGGCCAAGGAGGAGUCCCGACACCUUGCCAGUAGUUUUUACUGUACUUGUUCUCAGAUGCUUCCUGUCGAUACAUGUGGCCCUGGUUUAGUGUCAUGUAUGGCACUGUGGAUUGUUCUUGGUGGUAACUCCCUUCUCCAUCACAGCUGUGGACACAGAUGUUUCAGGAUGUCGAUCUAAAAAGACAUGCUAAAUGUCCACAUCCAAUUCUCUAUCAGAGGUGCCUUUUAGACAGUACAGGGGGACAAAAGGAGGCUGGCAUCUCAUCAAAUGACAUCCUUGAGUGAUUGAAGCCUAGAACAUCUGUGAAGGCAAGCAGAGCCACACUAUUACCAUCAUCCUAAUUUAAUGUUAAACAGGUCUGUGAGUGACUACUUUAGGGAAAUGUGAAAAUGUAUAUUGAAGGAAAUGCUUAAUUUCAGAGAGCAGGAAUGGGAAGAGGUCUGGAGGAAGCAUUUGGUGAACUAGUUACCUCCACUUAGAGGGAUUACUGCAGCAGGUCACUCUGAGUCACUCUGAGCAUUUCUUCUGACUUUUCCAGGCAUGAGGAGGAUGGAGACCCUUGAGCAGUUUGGUUAAAUCAGCUAAGUUGUUUGCAGACAAAUUGAUGGCUCUGAGAGCUGGCUGUUCUUUUACACCCAGCACCUCCAUGCGUUCUCAUUCUCAACCCAAAGGGACUAUUAUUCUGAUGUGGCUGCCUGCUGCCUUUUUAAAGUUACGCAAGGAAACCAUACCUUCAUGUUGUCCCAAAGUGAACAGAGGCUUUGUCCCUUUUUGUUUGUUUGUUUUACUUUGUGGUUAUUUUGUUUUAAAUAACUAUGUUGAUAUUUUCCUUUGACUGGCAUCUCAACUGCUCCAGUAAUAUGGCACGGUGGGCUCAUUAGCUACUCAUGGUUCAGUGACAUUUAUAAGGUGUUUGAACUUCAAUUGGUUGAACUUCAAUUCCUCCCGCUAACCUUUCUUAAUAUUCCGUAACAGUUACAGAUGAAAAUGGAAAACACAUAUUUUAUGGCUGAGACUUUUUAGUCUCCCCUUUAGCUGAUUCCUACCCGCAAGUUUUAUAAACAUUUGGUGAAUGGACCUGCCUGGGGACCUCUGGUGGAAGGAGUCCCACAUGGUGUUGGAGGAUGGACAUGUCCUUGGUGAUUGAUGGUCAGCUUGCAGAAGGAUAUCUGACUUCUAAAGUCUUGACCUCUCUUCAGUUUCCCACUUCUGCCUUCUCAGCCACCUUAUUGUGGCCUUAAGAGCUCAGUCCUAUGGAGUUAAACUUGGUCUGGUGAUUGGAAAGGGUGUCCAUUUCAAGAUCUGUGGCAUUUUCUCUGUGCUCACUCCUUUAUGAUCCUUCACUGGGGUCCUUUCGAGCUGAGAUGUUUCUACUGCAUUUGAAAAUGGGGAUGAAGACAUGUGGCUACAGCAUCAUAUUGUACUUUGGGAACAAAAGUCACCUUCUUGUGCCCUUUCCAGUAGUGACAUGGAGGAAGAGGUGCUACAUCAGAGUAAGGAGGUCUUCUGGAGUCUCCUGAGCUCACCCAGAGAGCCAGAGGACCACCCAUCAGGAAGCCCAGGGUAGAAGCAGCCACCAUUGCUGGGGAAAACUUCUUGCUUCCCAGGAGCUCACCAUCCAAAACUCUCCUUAUCCUUUUGACCUGGAGAUUAACUUCAUUCUUUCUUUGUGGUACUUCAGUUUUGUGUCCACAUACUGAGGAGACGGCUGUGACCAAAGCAGAAGAGAGCCCAGUCACCCUGGUGCCAUCAUGGAGGUGUCUGUGUGCCAUCUCCCAGCCCUCCAGGAGAGCUGGGAAACAUUUGAGGACCAAGGAAAUGCAUUUCCUCUGAGAGUGACCAGUGUCCCUAUGAACUUGGAUUCUCUAGGGAUUCCACCGUGUUUCACAUCAGCAGCAAUUCUGUCACAGAAUUGUAACGUGGUUUUCAUUUCUGUCUGGAUUCACCUCUCACCAGCUUCUUUCUUAAAGAUAGGACCAGUUUCCGGAAUAUUUUGCUGUGUUGUGUCCUUGUUGCUUACGGCAGAAAAAAAAAAAAAAAACCCAAAACAAACAAAAAUGGAUUUUACUCAUAUACCCCCAAU
Ictidomys tridecemlineatus (thirteen-lined ground squirrel) is the source of this 6132-nucleotide messenger RNA. It is a transcript of the gene Sfmbt2, whose product is annotated as Scm like with four mbt domains 2. NCBI's taxonomy places the organism in Eukaryota, Metazoa, Chordata, Mammalia, Rodentia, Sciuridae. Gene Ontology annotation, biological process: negative regulation of DNA-templated transcription. The record is from RefSeq and is a predicted model, not a curated record. Gene Ontology annotation, molecular function: histone binding; transcription corepressor activity; chromatin binding. Gene Ontology annotation, cellular component: nucleus.